Molecule: messenger RNA, 644 nt
Organism: [Candida] anglica
Lineage: Eukaryota; Fungi; Ascomycota; Pichiomycetes; Serinales; Debaryomycetaceae
Source: the annotation of a GenBank genome assembly
CGGAAUGUUGUAGCCAAAAAAAUUGGAUUUGAAACUAUCUCACUAAAAAAAAUACUAAACUUUAAUUCACUCUGCACCAUACAAUGUCACAUUCUCUCUCCAUUCCCAGUUCAUUUUCUGCCUGUUUUGCAGUAUUAUACUUGGUAUCUAGCAUCUCAGCUGCAAACAACGGUAGUUUUGACGGACAACCAGUUGCAAAUGCAAACACUGAUACUGUUGAAGGGGUUCCAAACACAUUAACUACUGAAGUGGCUGCGAAAACUCAUGCCGCUACUCAAACAGAAACAACUGCCACAAAGCCAGCAGAAACAACUGAAGCUACCGCAGCACAUGUUACCUAUAAUCAAUGGGGAUUUACUGGUGAUCAAUCCAUUUGGGAGGCUCCCACAACUGCCUCCACGGUUACUUCUGGCUCAAAAGUUUCAUCUGCUGUCGUUUCUAUUAAAAACAACAACACUUCCAAUGCUAACAAACUUCAAGGUAGUUUCAUCACCGAUAGAGACUACACUUGGAAGAAGGUUAUGCUUGUAAGCGGUGUUAUUGGGGUUAGUGUUUUCUUGAAUGUUUUAUAGUUUUCUUGCUAUAGAUUCCAAGAAGUAUGUAUAUUAGUAUUGUAUUAUUAUAAAAAAAGAUAAAUUAAAAAA